UCUUGCUCCCGGACCGCAAGGAUGUGAGGCUGGCGAGCUGGCCAGCGCUCGCAGUACCGGAGGGGUAUCGCUGCAAAGGCGGUUAGCGGGCCGAGGGGAGCCCGAGAACAGAGUUGGGCAACCCCGGAGGAAGAAAUGAGGUAGCGACAGUCCCCGGAGCUGACCAUGCGCGCGCCCCACCCUUGGAGCCUCGCGCUGCCCGGGCCGAGCCAGCCCGGACAGUGAGCCCGUGGAGCCCUAGUCCCAGGCGUCCGGCCAGAGCGAAGAUGCAGUGAGCCACGGCGGGACUGCUGCGCGGGGCCCGCCGCGGCCAGCCGGACCCACCAUCGGACCGCACUUUGGGCAAGCAGCUGAUUUUGGGGCCAGCCCAGCGGAGGGUCUUUUCUCUGCCUCUAGCUUCCCUUGGGGGUGGGGAGCACUGGCCCGUGGGCUCACUCGCUGUUGAGUUUCCGCGGUUCCUGGCUCCCGCCCUGGGAAUUGUGUGUGUGCGUGUGUGAGACGGGGUCCCUUUUCACAUUCGCCGAGGAGUUCCUGCAUAUUCUUGCACCGUCUCGGCUGCUUUUGCUUGGGGUCUCUAUUUAUUUGCAGGCUUGCAUCUGUUGGUUUUUUUACCUAAAGAUAUUUUCCGCUCCACUCUCGUUUGUUUUUUCUCUCAUUUUGCUUGCCUAGGACUCUGCUUUCGUCCUUGCCCAGGCUGGGGUAAAUCGUGUGUGAGCUUUUUAUCCCCCCCACACACACACACACUUUCAGCUGAGUAUUUCCUUCUUUAAAAAAAAAAAAUUCUGUCCUUACCCCCUGCAGUGUUCCGAGCUCUAUAACCCUCCCUCCCGCCCCUACCCCGCUACCACUGGGCCACUCCCAGCAGAGUUUUAUUUUUCGGUCUUGCCCGGGCCGAGCUCGGCCGGGGCGGGUGGCUCAGCGGGGCUCGCACCCUGCGCUCCGCCGCCGCCGCCCAGCUGCGCAGGGGCGCCCUCCGGAGAUGCUGCCGUGGAAGAAGCACAAGUUCGAGCUGCUGGCCGAGGCGCCGCCAAGGCAGGCGUCCAAACCCAAGGGCUACGCGGUAAGCCUGCACUACUCGGCGCUCAGCUCGCUGGCGCGGGCGUGCCCCGAAGGCGCGCUCAGCCGGGUGGGCAGCAUGUUCCGCUCCAAGCGCAAGAAGCUGCACAUCACCAGCGAGGACCCCACUUACACCGUACUCUACCUGGGCAACGCCACCACCAUCCAGGCGCGCGGCGACGGCUGCACCGACUUAGCGGUGGGCAAGAUCUGGAGCAAGAGCGAGGCAGGCCGUCAGGGCACUAAGAUGAAGCUGACUGUGAGUGCGCAGGGCAUCCGCAUGGUACACGCGGAGGAGCGCACGCUGCGCCGUCCGGGCCACCUCUACCUACUGCACCGCGUUACCUACUGCGUGGCAGACGCGCGGCUGCCCAAGGUCUUCGCCUGGGUGUACCGGCACGAGCUCAAGCACAAGGCGGUAAUGCUGCGCUGCCAUGCGGUGCUGGUGUCCAAGCCCGAGAAGGCGCAGGCCAUGGCCCUGCUGCUCUACCAGACGUCGGCCAACGCACUGGCGGAAUUUAAACGGCUCAAGCGGCGGGACGACGCGCGUCACCAGCAGCAGGAGCUGGUGGGCGCACACACCAUCCCACUAGUGCCGCUGCGCAAGCUGCUUCUGCACGGACCCUGCUGCUACAAGCCGCCGGUGGAGCGUAGCCGCAGCGCUCCCAAGCUCGGUUCCAUCACCGAGGACCUGGUCGGCGAACAGCAGGAGCAGGAACUGCAGGACGAAGAGGAAGAGGAAGAAGAGCACACCGAAGGCUGCCUGGAGGAGGAAACGGAUCGUGCAGAGGAGGGGGGCCCGGCAGAGGUAGAGGCCGAGGCGCAGCGGGCGCUGGUGAUGGCCAUGCACUUCGAAUGCGGGGACUUGCUGGACACGCUGGAGAGUGGCCGCGAGGAGGCGCUGGGGGGCGGCGGGGUCUCGCUGGGCCCCGGGGCUGGGCCGUCGCCUUUGCUGCUGGGCAGCUCCUCCGACGUGAAGGCCGAGCUGUCGCAGCUUAUUAACGAUUUAGGCGAGCUCAGCUUCGGCAACGACGUGCGAAGCCUGCAGGCGGACUUGCGUGUGACCCGCCUUUUGUCUGGCGAGAGUACCGGCAGCGAGAGCUCCAUAGAAGGCGGGGGCACGGACGCCACCUCUGCCACCGCCGGGAACCAGGCCGGCCCUGCCGACCGCACCAGCCCAGACGAACAGCACUCGGGCUGAGCUCCCAGCAACCUACUGCGCGCGCCGUGGAGUACCACCGUGAUUCCUCACCAGUCUUCUAGACAACCUCCUUACCCCCCACCCCGCUUGCCCCCGGGGAAGGGGAAAUGGGACACUUGAAGCCCAGAGUUACCCCUGCCCCUCUCCCUCAACACAUUUGGCUCUGUUUUAAGUGGAGCUCGGGUUGCGCGUGGAAAUGCGGUGGGACGUGCGAGAUGGGGAAACCCUACAGGGAUGGAGAGAGGCAGUCCUCUGGGGGUCGCUGGUGAGGGAAAUGCCGGCUGAAGUUAGCAAAGUCCCGCAGGCGUCAGGUGCCUGCAGGCCAGUUUCCUGUUUGUGGGGAGUCUCGGGCCUCAGGAGGAGGGGUUAACUUCCUCCCCCCAUCUCCUAACUGGGACCAGCCUAGCAUUGCCAUUUACUUGUCCAGUAAAAGAGAAAGGAAUUUGCUCGCACCGUGUUUGAAACUUUAAUGCCGCCUCUUUGCCCCCAGUCUUUUGGUGCGAGAGCUUGGGUUGUUUACCUCAGACUCAGACCCUUGAAAUUCUGCCAAAUUCCUCAAAUAAUUGUUUGGGGGUGGGGAAUGAAAGAAAGUUGCAUUUUGUUUACAGUUAAAGACGUCUAACACCUAAAAAAGGAAUUUUCCUUUAGAAACACACCUUCCUCCUGCUCUAAAGAUCUCCAUGAUACUGUGUAAAAUAUUUUUGCACUGUUGUGAAGUAUUUUUGACAUCUUUUUUUUGUACAUAACUGUGUUCUCAGAGCUGGAUGUUUUAUAUCUUUUGCUGUGCAAAAGGGACAUGUAAAAUGUUGUUCAGUUGUAUAUACAGAAAUGUGUAUAAAACAUUUUGUUAUUUUUGAAGAGUAGCACUGCUCGGAUUCUGUUUGCAUCCCAGUGGGGAGAGAAUAAAGAGGAAAAUUGAAAAGAA
Molecule: messenger RNA, 3182 nt
Organism: Hipposideros armiger (great roundleaf bat)
Lineage: Eukaryota; Metazoa; Chordata; Mammalia; Chiroptera; Hipposideridae
Gene: FAM43A
Product: family with sequence similarity 43 member A
Exons: 1
Coding region: 980-2257 (425 amino acids)
Source: RefSeq, a predicted model, not a curated record